Messenger RNA from Phanerochaete carnosa HHB-10118-sp, 1872 nucleotides. RefSeq lists its product as uncharacterized. The record is from RefSeq and is a predicted model, not a curated record. Bases 133 to 1632 code for a protein of 499 amino acids. Gene Ontology annotation, molecular function: histone deacetylase activity. The transcript has 7 exons. Lineage: Eukaryota; Fungi; Basidiomycota; Agaricomycetes; Polyporales; Phanerochaetaceae.
GGCGCGUACACUUACGGUCUUGGGCAUCCCAUGAAACCCCAGAGGAUGAGGAUAACACACGAGCUGGUUUCGGCGUACGGAAUGCUGGACAGGAUGCAUGUCCUGAGAGCAAAACGAGCUACCGCCGAAGAAAUGACCCGAUUUCACACCGACGAAUAUGUGCACUUCCUUUCAAGAGUAUCACCAGAGACGACGGAGGAUCUCACAUACCAUGGAACUCGCUUCCUGGUGGGCGACGAUAAUCCGGCGUGGGAGGGCCUGUUCGAGUUCUGUUCGUUGUCUGCUGGGGGUUCGAUAGAGGCUGCAACGCGUCUCACGUCCGGUGCAGUCGAUAUCGCAAUCAACUGGGCCGGCGGCCUACAUCACGCGAAGAAACGCGAAGCGUCUGGCUUCUGCUACGUCAACGACAUCGUCCUCGGCAUCCUUGAACUUCUCCGAUCACACCCAAGAGUACUCUACAUUGACAUCGACUGUCACCACGGCGACGGCGUCGAAGAGGCAUUCUACACCACGGACCGCGUCAUGACUUGCUCGUUCCACAAGUUCGGCGAAUACUUUCCCGGUACCGGCACCCAAGAAGACCGAGGUCGCAACAAGGGCAAGGGAUACGCAAUUAAUAUCCCGUUGAAGGACGGCAUCACCGAUGAAGCCUACAAGAGCGUCUUCGAGCCCAUCGUCACCAAGAUCAAUGAGGUCUACCGGCCGUCCGCGAUCGUACUCCAGUGCGGCGCGGACUCGCUCGCGGGCGACAAACUCGGGUGUUUUAACAUCACAAUGCAAGGGCAUGCUAACUGCGUGCAGUUUGUGCGCAAGCUUGGGAUCCCGUUCAUGUUGCUCGGCGGUGGUGGCUAUACAGUGAAGAAUGUUGCGCGGACGUGGGCGUUCGAGACGGCGUGCGCGCUCGGGAUCGAGGACAGCAUCGACCCGAACAUGCCGUGGAACGAGUACUUUGAAUGGUUCGGACCGCGGUAUCGGCUCGAGGUCGUGAAGAACAACAUGGAGGACUUGAACACCAAGGACGGAUCGCUGGAUCGGGUGCGGGAGACCGCACUAAAGCAUCUUUCCGAGCUACGGCCGGCGCCAUCAGUCGGGCUGCAAGACGUUCCCCGCGAGAGCGUCGGGGAACACCUGGGAUUCUCGUCGCAAGAACCGUCCAAGACAGACGAGCUGGACGAGCGGCUAGCGCAACACAUGCGGUUCGUGCACCAGCUACAGGAGCCUCCGACGUCAGACUCGUCGGACUCGCCCGAGUCAGAUUCGGACGACUCGUCAUCGAGCAAGCGUGUCAACCGGUCGGCGCGGCGUGUCCGUGCCGAGAAGCAGCGCAUGAGCAUCGUCACAAAUCGGCUGUUGGACGUGUCCCGGUUCGGCGAGGACGGGCUCGACGAGUUUGGCUGCGGCUGGCACCCGGCGGAGCUGAACGGCGGGUCCAGGUCGGCGACCACCAAGCGACGGUUUUUCCAGAGCGCGGCACACUGGGACGACAGGAUGCAGCGGGUGCUGGUGUCGAACGAGGGGCUGGCGAUGCCGCGGGUGAGCGUCACGGAGAUGAUGGAGCUGGGCGGGCGGAAUGGCGAGCACGAUGGGUCGGAGCCCGACGAGGAGAUGGAUAUCGACGAAGAGGAGGGCUAAUCGCCCGCAAUAUUUGCGCGACGCGUGUGUCACGUGCCCCCGCUCUCCUGUCACGUGGGCCCGACGUUAUCUUUGGACGCUCCCUUAUCGCAUCUGUUCCCGGGAGAGAGCAGCCUCGACUUUGGCCAGCCGCAAUGAGGACAGCCAGAAAAUUUUCCAGGCAAGCUAUCAAGCCGCCACCACCAGAGAUAACAUCGCUGGGUCACGCGCAGGAGCAACCAUACCUAUCUAGUAUUUAUC